AUGCGUUACUGUUUUUCAGGUUUCGGUGGUUCUUCAUUGGAUCUCGAAUGUGAGGCGUUUGAUUUUUCCGCUGUUUUACUGUUUUACUCGAUGAGCAGUAAAAAGAUCAGCCAAACCGCUUUAAGUUCUCCGGACCUUGCGAGCUUGGCUGGUUCUGUUACGUCUGAAGAUCGCCUGGACUCGGAUUUGGAAGCGGAUUUACAACAAGCCGAGUUACUAGUGGAAAAUGUGCAUGGAUUUGAUAUUGAUCACUUCUCAAUUACUAGUUCGGAAGCGUUUUCUUGUUCGAAUGCUUUAACGGAAGGUCGCCCCCGCCUUGGGCUCGGAGACUCUAAUCUAAAACCGUCGACAUUCGUUCGAAAGGCGAUUCUAUCGGGGGUUUCUAAUCAGCUGAAAAGUGCAUCCUCCAAAGUGGACAUAGGAUCUCCUUCAUGUUUGGCAAGUGCAAUUGCAUGCUGUGCACAUUUUGCUUCUGCCUUGAUCAAUCUACAACAAGUUCUACGAUUUUGUUUCGGCACUUUGGACUCCACAGCCGGCACAGACGCACAGACCACUGCGGGUCAAGGUGCGGUCACCACGUUGAGUCAAAACGUAGACGGAACUCAGCUGUUAUCUGGCUAUCAGAGUGGUCGUAUUGCCGUUUGGCGAUUAUCUGGUGCACCGUCAUCCCCAGGGAAUAAUGAUGCGGGACUGCUUCAGGGGAAACUGACCUCCCACGAAGUAAAUGACUCCGUGGAUCAAGAAUAUGUGCUCACAGGUGCUCACUCGGAUAAUGGAUCUCCUCGGACCAAUCAGUCUUCCUCAAUUAGUUCAUCCACUUUAAAUGCGACUCCUGCUCGAAGUUCCCUGCCACGUCGUUUUUCUGAAGCUAAGAUGCGUUUGAUUGGUAGAAAAUCCACAACCGAUACAAUCACUGGCCAGUUGUUGUGCGUACUGGACGAUGCACAUGGUGUAGGUCAGGCAAUAGCAUUUGUGAACUUUACGACAGCGCCUUCAUUGGCGGUCGCGGUGGACACAGGUGGAUCUGUGUUUGCACUAAAUUUCAAUCGCGGUGAAAUCUGUGCGCUAGAUGCCCUCGGUUCGACUACAUUGCCUUCUGAGCCGUCAGAUCACGAGCCGGCGAUAUCUGACCCGUCUGAUCGUGGUGCGGAAAAUACAUCUCGAUCCGGGCGUUCACUUCGUGCUUACGCUCUUGUCGCUAUGGCUUCGUUUACGAAACUGAUUGUGGCGCAACUGCGACCGCGUUUACAAAUUGCUCACUGGCAACCGUUAAAGGGUCCUCCGGCGUGCUUGCCCCUAGUUACCUGGAUGUGGACACCCCAUGCCGGUCUAACUGGACCGGAGAACGCUUUGCUUGCGUUCGGUCGUGGUUGCUCACUACAUGUACUUCAGGUUGCCACAGGCCCUUUUCCCGCCGGACUUGAUCCAAUGUCUACUAUCAGAGCUGAUGAAUCAAGAAGUCAUUCGCUUCAUUUCUCCCUGCUUUACUCUUUCGAAUUGGACUAUGAGUUGAUCAGUCUAAAUGUGAGUUUUCCAUUUCUGUUUGUUUCCGUUUGGUGA
Molecule: messenger RNA, 1560 nt
Organism: Echinostoma caproni
Lineage: Eukaryota; Metazoa; Platyhelminthes; Trematoda; Plagiorchiida; Echinostomatidae
Source: the annotation of a GenBank genome assembly